Messenger RNA from Geodia barretti, 914 nucleotides. The record is from the annotation of a GenBank genome assembly. Lineage: Eukaryota; Metazoa; Porifera; Demospongiae; Tetractinellida; Geodiidae.
GCUGAGAGUUAGUAACGGGCUUGCUACACUACUAAAUACGCCCUUCAUUGUGACUUCUUUUGCCUUCAAGAUUCACAGAGCAAGCGGACGCGCUCGAGGUAAGCCUGUUCUAAUUAUUGGCUUUUUCGCUCGUGUUACACACCAUAACUCCCGAACGCAGCAGUUUCAGAGAAAAUCCAACAUACGUUUCGACCUAUACCCGAGGCUGAAUACGUGGUGUUGUUUGUGGAGCGAUUCAUGGCUCAUGAAGUGAGAUGUUAGGUAACAGACAGACAGACACACACAACUACCCUCGCUGCGCAUGCGCGCCGAGGGGUAAUUAGCACUGGCUACCCUUGGAGACAUCAGAAGUUGCAACGCAAAGCGAGUAUCGAUGUGUACCUAGCCCCGUGACAGACUCGGCAAGCUGGCAAGAGAUCACAAGGUUUCACAUGCUGCCACUUAUCCUGCGACCACGAAAGAAGGAGUGCAGCAUACUUUUGGGGUGUCCUAGAGCGAUCUUUUCCACUGCACAUCAAGGCUGAAGUGAAGGGACUCAGAUUAUGCAAGGAUAUGAAGUCAGUAGUGUUUGACCUGCCGACAACUUCAGCAUCUACUGUAGCAGAAACGUGGAAUGAUGGCUACAUGAGACUUAGUGAGUGUCUAGAGCUUCCUGAGCUGUUGGAAAGGUCCCCGGACUUUUAUCAUCGAAUGAGGUGUAAUAGCAGUGGCUGGGUGCAGAGGGAUAGCAACAAGCGUAGGUGUUCCAGCAGGCAGUUCAGCGGUGGAUCCAAAAGAAACACCCAGUCUGGUUUUAGACAACACUGGACUAGCAAUAAUAAACAGUGAAACUUCUCGAUUUGUGUGUAUGUCAUAAUUAGUUAUGAAUGCGCAAGUAUUUACUUUCUUGAUCAACGUGUGCGUGUGGUCACGUG